AAUGAUUCCCACUACUUAAUAAUGUGCCCCGUUAAAAAACGUGAUAGGCACAAAUGCCUUUUACGAACUGUGCAAUUAGCUUUAUAUAUUCCAGCAUGUGGACGGAAUGAAGUACUGAAUGGAUGUGGAGCUCUCUGCGAGGGAAAGUGCGAGAAUGUAAACAAGGUUGGUCUAUUGCACGUAAAUGAAAGUGAUUCACGUAACGGAACGUUAGUUCAGGGACCAAUCCCCUGCCCACUCAUUUGUCUUCCCCCAGCAUGCGCAUGCCGUGACGGUUUCUACAGAGACGCCAGCAACAAUUGUGUGGCAGCAUCUCAGUGUCCAAGCCGUAGGUGGAUUACUCCAUUGCAAGUUUGCUAG
Messenger RNA from Haemonchus placei, 360 nucleotides. NCBI's taxonomy places the organism in Eukaryota, Metazoa, Nematoda, Chromadorea, Rhabditida, Trichostrongylidae. The record is from the annotation of a GenBank genome assembly.